AUUUCAGCUCUAGAAGUGAUGGUGGAAAAUCUAGUGGACACCAAUAGUAAAUUAACUAAAGCAGUAAUAGAAGCACAAAAUAAAGUCAUAGAUUUAACUAAAAAACAUACCGAGGCUUUAAAAAAAGCCAUGAAUGAUACCUCUCAGAUAUUAAAUAAAGAUAAACAGUGGGAAGAAGUGGCUGAUAUUUAUAGUUUACGUGAGGAGGCUGUGAAAGAGGCUCAGAAACUAAAAGAUAGUGCUAUUGAUAAUUUGACCAAGUUACAGAAAGCGGUUGAAGAAGGUAAACAAGAUCCAGUCACUAAGAAAAAUCAAAUUUUAAAAACUAGUCAAGAAAAGUGGAAUAAAUUAACCCAUGAAAUUGAUGAUAUUACUGCACAGGUGGAGAAAGCAGCUUCUGAAUCUCGUGUUGUGUCAAAAUACAAAGAUUUAGUAGAAAAAGGUAGAAAACAAUUCCAGAAAGAAUUAGAGAGUAUAAUGCCUGAUGUUAAAUUAGGUGAAAAAGGAAAGAAAUUAACAGAAGAUGAGUUAAAUUCUAUGAUUGCCCAUGCACAUCGUCGCAUAGAACAGCUACAGAAACAGCUAGCAGAACAACUGGCUGUAGAAUCCCAGAAAAUAGAAAAAGCUCUAGAAUUUCAGCGUAAUGAAGAUGAAAAGUUGAUUCAGAAUAGAGUUAAUGUUGAACGUCAGAGAUUACGUGAACAGUUUAAAUUAGAAAAAGAAAGAUGGAAUGAUGAUAGUAAAGUUGAAUUUGAACAAGAAUUACGUCAUCAUUUAGCCAGACAAGCUGCAGCUCAUAGUGAUCAUUUAAAAGAUGUUUUAAGAAAUCAAGAAGCUGACUUAUCCCAAUAUUUUGAGCGUGAAAUGCAUACCAGAUUGAUAGAAGAAAGACAAUCAUUUCAAACUGAAGUUGCUGGUUGGAUAGCUAGGUUACAGGGUAUUGAAGCAGCUGUUGAUGCCCGAGCAGAGAAUGAAAGAACAGCGCGUACAGCCCAAGAGUUAUGGUUAGCCUGUAUUGCUAUGAAUGGAAUCAUUAGAUUAGGUAAAGAGGAUGGUAUAACAAUGGAGGAUAAAUUACAACCAUUAGCUUCACAAGCUACAGCUAUUACAGAAGCAGCUGGCAAUCAUCCUUUUAUCCAGGCUGUCUUAAAAACAGUGCCUGAAGAAGCAUUAACUAGAGGAGUAUAUACAGAAGAUAGUUUAAAACAAAGAUUUCCCAAAGUGAAAAAAGUUUGUAAGAGGGUGGCCAUGAUUGAUGAAAAUGGUGGAACAUUGUUUCGAUAUUUCUUAUCUUAUGUUCAAUCUUUCUUUAUAUUUAAUUCAGUUUAUGCUACAAGUAUAGACGAUACAGUAGAUAUUAGUGAUUUAGAUACAUUUACUAUUCUAGCCCAUACAGACUAUUAUUUAGAGAAGGGUGAUCUAUUACAAGCCUUAAGAUUUAUGAAUCAGCUACAAGGUGAACCUAGGAAAGUUGCUGCCGAUUGGAUUAAAGAAGCUAAAUUAUUAUUAGAAACACAGCAAGCUGCAUUUGCAUUGACAUCAUUUGCUUCUGCUAGUGGAUUAGGAACAAUAUUUUAA
Lottia gigantea (owl limpet) is the source of this 1578-nucleotide messenger RNA. RefSeq lists its product as hypothetical. Gene Ontology annotation, cellular component: MICOS complex. The annotation marks the transcript as partial. NCBI's taxonomy places the organism in Eukaryota, Metazoa, Mollusca, Gastropoda, Lottiidae. The record is from RefSeq and is a predicted model, not a curated record. Gene Ontology annotation, biological process: cristae formation. The transcript has 7 exons.